GAGUUCUUCACGUCGCCAUUACUCGGUCUUGAUCUUCUGCAUCACAACGCUCUUACAAAAUCUCUCUCUCCCUCUCUCUCUCUCUCUGCAUUGCGGCGAUGGAAGGACUGAUCAAAGGCUUAGUCGACGUGGCUAUCGGUCACCACGAUCGCCGUCACGACGACGACGACCAGGAUGCGAACUCGCGGGACGAGAGAUCCAGAUCUAGCUGGGCUGAGGUGGUGUCCGGGGAAAAGGAGGAGGAUCACGAUCGACCGGAAAGAUCGUCGUAUGUUCGGCAUCAGAAGCAAGAGGUAAGGAGUGCUCUUGAUGCGGAAUUUAAACCAAAUUACGGGAAUCUCGGAAGAGCUGGUGGAAGGUCAUCACAUGGUCGGUAUCAGGAUCAAGAGGAGAAUCAAGAGAAGAACGAUGACGGAUGGGAAACUGUGGGGAAAAAGAAGCCUGCAAGGCAUCCGCACAAGGUUCCUCAGGACCAGUGGCAAGGGUAUAAACGCCCUGCAAGCGAGCAACACUACUCGGAAGAUGAUCAAACUCAUGAAAGCCUACAACCCUCUCAAGAAGAGCUCUCCGAUCUGUCACAGGCUUGCAACAGGCUCUGGGAACUCGACUCUAACCGCCUUGUCCCUGGAAAAGACUACCAGAUCGACUGCGGAGAAGGGAAAAGGGUUCACCAGAAAGAAGACAUGGCUCAAGGAAGCUUGUUUUCGUGGGUGAGCGAGGAUAUUUUCAGGAAGCCGACGUUUGCUAGGUUCUGUUCGUUGUUAGACAAUUACAACCCGAAUGAAGGGUACAAGGAAGUUGUCACGACAGAGGAGAGACAAGAGCAAGCAGCCUUUAUAGAGGAGAUCAGCAGAACUGCCGUGAUCAAGUACCUUCACAAGUACCUUUCAGACAAGGGUGUUGUCUCCGAGAGCUAUCAGGAGUUCAAGAGAACGCUCACCAGUCUCUGGUUUGAUCUCUAUGGCCGAGGUGGUACAUCAGGUUCAUCUUCCGCGUUUGAGCAUGUCUUUGUCGGGGAGAUCAAGAAUAGCGGUGAGCAACAAGUCUCUGGCUUCCAUAACUGGAUUCAGUUUUAUCUGGAGGAAGCGAAAGGAAGAGUAGAUUACCAAGGCUAUAUAUUCCCUAGACGUCGUGGUGAGAUCCCAGAUGAAGAGACGCAGGUGCUGACGAUACAGUUCGAAUGGAACGGGGUGACGAAAUCGGUGUCGAGCACACUGGUGGGAGUGAGCCCCGAGUUCGAACUGGCUCUCUACACUCUGUGUUUCUUCGUGGGAGACGAAGACAAUCACAUUCAGCUCGGUCCUUACUCCGUCAACGUCAAAUGUUACCGCCACGGCCACCGUCUCGGCUCUGCUUUCCCCAUCGCUGAUUCCUAAAAUAAACAUACACACACACACAGUGCGAGGGUAAGCAAUUCACAUUAUAUAUCUCAAACUCUCGGUGUUAUUUAUUACCCAUAAGCUCAUAAUCAUUAAUUUACUAGACUCGCACAACCUGCCUUGUAUCUUUACUUUUACCCGUAUCUCAGUUGACAUUGCAUGCGAGUGAGGCCAAGUUGGCCAGACGAUUUAAGCGCUUCUAAUUGACCCUACGCGCUAGCUUCAACGCGUAAAAUGUGGCGCGUGGGAACAGUUUUUAUGCC
Tarenaya hassleriana is the source of this 1642-nucleotide messenger RNA. RefSeq names its product poly(U)-specific endoribonuclease-B. The record is from RefSeq and is a predicted model, not a curated record. Bases 99 to 1376 code for a protein of 425 amino acids. The transcript is spliced from 7 exons. NCBI's taxonomy places the organism in Eukaryota, Viridiplantae, Streptophyta, Magnoliopsida, Brassicales, Cleomaceae. Gene Ontology annotation, molecular function: RNA endonuclease activity.